Molecule: messenger RNA, 462 nt
Organism: Prorocentrum cordatum
Lineage: Eukaryota; Dinophyceae; Prorocentrales; Prorocentraceae
Source: the annotation of a GenBank genome assembly
AUGGAGGAUGCCGAGCGAGACGACGGCCCGCCCGACAGUGGCUUGCCCGCGCCCGACAAGCCGGGAGCCUUUGUGAUGGGCCGGCGAAACUGCCUCGAGCUCGUGGAUCCGUUUUCCGAUGCGCUCGUCCUGGGCGACGCCAACCUGACGUUCUCCCUCGUGCUCGCGGAGCACAGGAAGUCGCUCUGUCACGUCGGCCGCACCGUGGCGACGACUUUCGAGAAGCUGGAGACGCUCAAGGAGCGCUACCCCGAGAUCGAAGACACCAUCAAGAAGCUCGAAGAGAUGGAGGCCGAAGUCCUGCACAACGUGGACUGCACCCGGCUGGCCGUCGACCCGCGCUUCAAGGGCAUGGAGGGCAAGUUCGGAGCUGUGUACUACAACUUCCCGCACGCCGGCGUGAUUCAGGGCUUCUUCGACCCGACGGGCACCCCUACGUGCGGUGGCGGCACGCCAACCUGA